Phytophthora nicotianae INRA-310 is the source of this 216-nucleotide messenger RNA. RefSeq lists its product as hypothetical. The record is from RefSeq and is a predicted model, not a curated record. Lineage: Eukaryota; Oomycota; Peronosporomycetes; Peronosporales; Peronosporaceae. The transcript has 3 exons. Bases 1 to 216 code for a protein of 71 amino acids.
AUGUCAGGUACGGCAGCCGAUGCCGUGUCAUUGAGCGAUUCUUUCGCGGGGAGUAUCUCGCAGUCUUCCGCGACGGCCAAAAACACAUUUACUUCUCGCGGAGAUGGAUUAUCGGUGGUGCGGACGUACGCCUUUCAUGAACCACAUGACAUUGCCAGUCAGCGCCACCACGGCAUCAAUGUCUACAACGACUGCACAGGUGGCUUGGUGGCUUAA